Molecule: messenger RNA, 1593 nt
Organism: Pocillopora damicornis (cauliflower coral)
Lineage: Eukaryota; Metazoa; Cnidaria; Anthozoa; Scleractinia; Pocilloporidae
Source: RefSeq, a predicted model, not a curated record
GAUCGCAAACGUUCACAGCAGAAAUGUCUCGACCAGUUUCCGUUUGCCUGUGCCUUGUGUUCCUCAUGCAUAGAAAAACAGAGCCGAGAAGUCUUCAUUUCAACCAAGAAGGACCCUUGAACUCACUUCCCGACAGCGCUAUUGGUCACUGGCUUCAGAAACAUAACAUGAUGAGGAGAAUAUGUCACAGGGCAACCACGGGCACAGUGCAUACAGGAAUUGGACACAAAAUCAACGUGAUUAGUUGUCAAACAAGUCUUGUAGCCGCCACUAGGAACGAUCAGGAACUAGAGGAAGAUGGGAAACUUUGUCCUGGUACCAAUUUUUGCACUGCCUCCCUGGCCGAAGUAAAAACCGUCAGGUCCUUGAGCGAUGUUCGUGACGUCACAAGCGCUCUCAGCUGCACCUGUACGUCGCGUGAAAAGAAAUGUCAGCGUAUACCUUCUGAGCAAGUCUUUUUCAGAGGGACUAAGUUUGAAACGAGAGUAGAUGUUGGUCAGUGCGUUGGAAAGUGCCUCUCACACGGCGCACGCGACGUCAAAUGCCGAUCAACCUCUUCAAAAACCGUCACAAUUAUGGGUCCGAACGGGGCCAGAUGUGUUGAGGUGAUUCAAUCAUGCGGAUGUGAGAGAAAAUGCUACAGGGCGUCACAUAAUGAGGCUGUUCAAAUCCAACUUAACAAUACAACCAUGACAGAGAUCAUUGAUGUUGGACGCUGCGUCGGAACUUGUUCUGGACAUGUGAAGGGUGAAUGUCUUCUCUGGAUAAACAACCCAGACGAAUCAGGGUCAAGAGCAAGGCGAUGCGUAAUCCAUACCAAGACGAGACAAAAAGGAUGUUACCCAGAAUCCACCAGAGUAGAGAUAUUGGGUGACAAGAGAGUAACUGUGGUGGAGUCCUGUGCGUGUCGAUAAACAAGGCGCUACUGCAUAGAUCGAGCUCUACUACCUUUUUUAGCAAGUGCAGUUUACAUAUUGAAUAAAGGAGAGAGAAGAGAUGGAAGAAUAAUUUAGGGCCGGUAAUUAUUUAUCGCCGGGGGGGGAGGGGGUUCGGAAUAUUCGGGUUAUGUCACAAAAAUUUUCAUAAUCCCUCUAUACGGCUCUGUAGUUCUCUAAGGCAGUCAAUUUUCUCGCUUAUACUCUGUUAGCAACGACUGAAUCCCCUCUGUUCCCCCUUAGAGUAAUGAGAUCCUCAAGCCCACUCUUCUCCCUUCUUGAUAAUAAAUGUGGACUGGUCCCUUAGAGAAAUAGCAUAAACCACAACAGUGUUGAAUGUAAGAUGUAGAUGCACAAAAAUUAUCAGUAAAAAUUGACCUCUUAAAGUUAAUUAAACAACAGAAGUUUUGGCAGCCCAAGUUAAGUUUGUGAUCGCUUCUAAUUAAUGACCUUGUCAUAAUUACAGAUGUGACUCGUUUACUUAGCUCAUGUGAAAUUAAAACAAAAACGCAAGCGAACUUCUCGAAAAACUGGACAAAAAAAUAUGCAAUAAACGAGGGUGUCAAUGAGGUUCGCCGUUUGCCAUAAAACGGCAAAAAAAAUUAGCCGUCAGGCGUAAAAAUUGGCAAAAUUUUAAUCGUUGGUCGUAACAAAAGUU